Molecule: messenger RNA, 480 nt
Organism: Arachis ipaensis
Lineage: Eukaryota; Viridiplantae; Streptophyta; Magnoliopsida; Fabales; Fabaceae
Source: RefSeq, a predicted model, not a curated record
AUGAAUGGUUUCACUGUGAGGAAGAAUAAGAUUUGGCGAAAUGUGAGGAAUGAGGUUACUCAACAAGAAUUUGUAUGUUUCCGGCAUAGGUUCAGAGGAAUCGGGUCCGUUAACGACGGCAAGCGACAAAAACGUGAGCCAAAGGCGGAGACCAGAUGCGGCUGUGAGGCAGAGAUGCGCGUCCACGUGCACUCCGAUAGUGGUAGAUGGAUAAUAUCAUACUUUCAGGACGUUCACAACCACGAGUUGCUGGACGAUAGACUGACUUUCAUGCUACCGGGCCAUAGGAAAAUGGAUGCAGCCGUCGUGGAACAAAUGAACAUGAUGCUUAGAGUUGGGAUUAAAACGCCACAUAUUUAUUCCUCUUUUGUGCAGACUGUCGGGGGAUUCCAAAACCUUCCAUUUCUAAAAGGGGAUAUGUAUAACCAGAUAGGGAAGCAACGGAGGCUCAUUGGGGGGGGGAUGCGACGGCUUGCCUGA